AUAACAAUUUAGAUAAAAUAAUACUACUAAUGUACAAAGGUGUUAGCAUCAAUGUUAGGAUAUUGGCCGACCUGAACUUAAUUAAUGUCGGAAGUCAUUACUUCCAUCCCAAAAGACAAAGGUCAUUGUUUCUCUUUUCCCCUUCGGAACUUCCUCACUACCUUUCUCUUCAUUUGAAAGCCUUAAAUGUAUACAUAUUAGAAACCAACUAAAAUUAAUUUUGUGAGGGAAACUAUCUCGUAUUCUCGUUGUUUUAAAUGCUUAAUUUUGCACGAUUGCUAGUCUGCUAAGCUACUUAAGUAUAAUAGUUAGAAUGAAUCUCUGUUAUUAUCUUCACCUAAACAUAGUUCGUUUAACCGGUGAAACGUUAUUUAAUUCAUGUUGGAUAUGAAAUUUAAUUAAAUACGAUGUAACUUUUGAAGAUGAUUUCCUCUAGUCAAGUAUAUGUUAUAGUUGUUGGUCCAAGAAAAAAAUAUAUGAACUAUAAUAGUUGAGGAUUUAACGGAAAAGGAAUAAUUAGUAUUCUAAUACUUUGAUUGAUUACUUGUUUAGUUUAUGUAGCAUCGUGUUGCUUAAGAUACCAUAACACAUCCAUCGACAUCUAUAUUUGUGUGAGUACAUAUAUAUUGACGAUAAAGCCAUAUAUCCUUCCUUGACUUUGGUACCCUUUCCUUUUUACUAUAAAUAGGGAAUACUCAUGAUCCUCUAAUUAUGCACACAACCUUUUCCAAAGCCAAACAACAAAAGAACAUAAACUUUUUUCAUCAAAGACGAAGCUUCACCAGAAAUGGAGCUGGAUCUUGAUCUUUCUCUUUCACCUCAUACUAAUUCUUCAAAUUUCGGGUUAGGCUUCGAUCUCAACAAGCAUUUGAAUACCAAAGAAAAAAGUUUUGAUGCGAUGCUUGGGUUGGAAAAUAUGGAAGAAGAUUGUUAUGUAUCAAAACCACGUUCAUUUUCUUUGAAUGGCCAGUCAGACAAGGAAGAUGAUGAUCCUCUGGAGCCCGACUCUUCUGUUGUGUACGACGAGGAAGAGAACUGCAAAGUCGUUGGAUGGCCACCAAUAAAGUCAUGUAUGAAAAAGUAUCUUAAUUAUCGUCAUCGUAGUCGUAAUCACCCAUAUCACCAUCAUGGUAGGAGGAUCAACAUAUCUAAUCAACCGGCUACCAUUGAAAGAGGUGGGCCGUUAACCUCACUGAGAUCAUCAAUGUAUGUUAAGGUGAAGAUGGAUGGUGUCGCAAUAACAAGAAAGGUGGACAUCAAGCUUUUCAACUCUUACGAGUCUCUCACGAACUCCUUGAUCACCAUGUUUAGUCAAUACCAAGAUUGUGAUAGAGAAGAUACAAACUUCAAAUUUACCUUCCAAGGGAAAGAGGGUGACUGGUUAUUACCAGGGGAUGUUCCAUGGAAGAUCUUUGCUGAAUCUGUUCAUCGAAUAUCAAUAACUAGAGAUUGUCUGUGUCCAUAUACAAGACUUUUGUUUUAAUGAUAAGAAAAUAUUCAACUCGAGUACCAUCUAUCUGAUUAAAUUUCUACUCGAAUUCUUGUUAUGUAUUCUCCUUUAGUAUCCAGUUCAUUGGUUUAGGUAUUUUGUCACCUAUCAAGAAUCAUGGCUAAACAUGGACGGUAACAUAAAGAAAUUUCCUCUUUUUUGGACAAA
Brassica rapa (field mustard) is the source of this 1657-nucleotide messenger RNA. Its product is annotated as auxin-responsive protein IAA29. Gene Ontology annotation, cellular component: nucleus. The record is from RefSeq and is a predicted model, not a curated record. Gene Ontology annotation, biological process: regulation of DNA-templated transcription. Lineage: Eukaryota; Viridiplantae; Streptophyta; Magnoliopsida; Brassicales; Brassicaceae.